This is a messenger RNA of Oncorhynchus nerka (sockeye salmon), 610 nucleotides long. RefSeq names its product synuclein, beta (gene sncb). Bases 131 to 484 code for a protein of 117 amino acids. Lineage: Eukaryota; Metazoa; Chordata; Actinopteri; Salmoniformes; Salmonidae. Gene Ontology annotation, biological process: synaptic vesicle endocytosis; chemical synaptic transmission; synapse organization. The transcript is spliced from 6 exons. Gene Ontology annotation, cellular component: axon terminus; cytoplasm; neuronal cell body. The record is from RefSeq and is a predicted model, not a curated record. Gene Ontology annotation, molecular function: cuprous ion binding.
GCCCACCUACCUAGAGAUCAGUUACCGACAGCAGCUCCCGUUCUAGGCGAUAUUUGAAUCAGCUGGGCAAUAGAACCUCGAGGAAACAAGUCAUCUUUGUAAAGAAAAGAGCUCCAGGACCAGGGUCGAGAUGGAUGUGUUCAUGAAAGGGUUGUCCAAAGCUAAAGACGGCAUGGCGAUGGCCGCGGAGAAGACUAAGGAGGGAGCUGCGAUGGCGGCGGAAAAGACUAAGGAAGGCGCCAUGUUUAUCGGCACCAAGGCCAAAGAUGGUGUUGGUUCAGCGAAGGACCUUGCUGGUGGAGCCAUGGGGAAUAUCGCUGCUGCCACCGGCCUGGGGAAGAAGGACGAGUUCCCAUCUGACAUGAACCCUGAGGAGUAUGGGCAGGAGGCCAUGGAAGGAGAGCCACAGGGAGAUCAGCAGGAGGGAGAGACAUAUGACGAGAACCAGCAGGAGCAGGGCCAGGACUACGAACAAGAAGCAUAAAAACCAUCACUGCAAAUCUCCAUCCAACCAGCAGCACAAUUUAUUACAACAAAAAGGACAAACGCCGAAAGUACCACAAUAAUACAAAUCUAAUCCUGUUGAAAAAAAAAAAAACACAAAAAGAAA